Messenger RNA from Fonticula alba, 981 nucleotides. RefSeq lists its product as hypothetical. Lineage: Eukaryota; Rotosphaerida; Fonticulaceae. Bases 1 to 951 code for a protein of 316 amino acids. The record is from RefSeq and is a predicted model, not a curated record. The transcript is spliced from 3 exons.
AUGGGUGCUGCAAACUCCUCUCGGCCCGAUCAGGGUGGCCGGUAUGCUGGCUUCGGCAACCCUGCCUUCUCGAACAACACUGGUGGUUCCUCUUCCGGUGGCUACGGGGGCUCCUACGUUGGUGGGACUACUGGCGAGCUGCUCGACGAUGCGGUUGACUCCAUCUCGCGUGGCCUUGCCUUCCUCGGGAAGUCCCUCCGUGAGAACGUCAUCGAGCCGACCACCAACUUCGUCCAAGAGCAGGGCAUCAGCAACUACAUCUGGGGCAACUCCGGCUAUGGCUCUGAUUCCGGCUACCAUGGUGCUGGCAGCGGUGGCAACCACGGGGGUGGUGGUGGCCGCUAUUCCGGCUACGGCGGUGGCAUGGCUGCAUCCGGCGGCGGCGGCGGCGGCGGCGGCGGCGGUUACUCCGGUGGCCACGGUAGUGCCUCGUCGUCCUCCGGGUUCGGCUCUUCGGAGUUCGGCAACAACAACGGCAACAGUGCCGGUGGCUAUGGCGGUAAUUAUGGCGGUGACGCCGCGAGCCACUCCUCCUCGAACUUUUCCUCUUCUUCCGCGGCUGGGCCCCACUCGGGGGCAGGCCGCAGCUCACUGCCCUCCACCCCAAGCACCUCCUCUUUCGGUGGGCAGGCCGCCCCGAGCGCCUCCUCCUCCUCCUCCGGCCAGCAGCCCUAUCGGUCGUCUGGCAUCAGUCCCUUUGCGCAGGCCACCCCGAGCACUGCUGCCUCCUCGGAUGGCUUCGACGACUGGGGCUCCGAUUGGGAUCCGCAGGAUGUCGUUACCAACCGGCCAACCACUUCCCGAUCGACGUCGCGCCUGAAGCCGGCUGCCACCACUCCCACCACCGCCACCACCAGUGCCCCUUCCAUCAGUCAGGCGCCCACUUCCUCCUCCAGCCCGUUUGACACUGCCCAGGCAGCAUCCAAUGACCCGGAUGACUGGAACUGGUAGGGGGCUCGACCACGAGUGGGUGGGAGGGAG